GUUUAACCGCCCUAGCGACCAUCUCUGCUUUCGCACAACCCUCUCAUCAGUGACCUAGCCUCUCUCGUCUCUCGCAAAUUUCCAGGUAUCUCAGAACACUCUUCCUUCAUCUCCGUUGGCCACUGGAAGGUCCUGUCUUCUGUCCAAGCCUUUGAUAGAUCUCUUCUCCUAUCUUCUCCGGCGGUUCACGUGCUUCGACCGCCUGCAAGCAACGAUACUCUCACAGGAUUUCGCUUCUCCGGUCGUCGGACAUCCGUUCAUAAAGGAGCUUUCAGGUAUGCUGGAAAGUGAAGCAAACCCGAAUUUCAGCAAGUCAACUGGCUUGCCUCGGAAGCGUUUCUACCGAGCACGAGCACAUAGCAACCCUCUAAGUGAUUCCCACUUCCCAGUUCCACUCUCCCCAAGUCAUGUUGAUUAUUCCCUUCAUUUUCCUCAAAUAUUUCCUUCAUCUGAACUGGCUGAGAAAUCUAAGAAGGUUGAGUUUGCAGAUGUUGGUUGUGGUUUUGGAGGGCUUCUAAUUAGCCUUUCAACGCUUUUCCCUGAAACACUAAUGAUUGGAAUGGAGCUAAGGGAUAAAGUGACGGAAUAUGUCAAGGAACGAAUUUUAGCAUUAAGGGUAACACACCCUGGUCAGUACCAAAAUGUCUCAGUCGUUAGGACCAAUUCCAUGAAAUACAUUCCAAACUACUUUGAGAAGGGACAGCUUUCAAAGAUGUUUUUCCUGUUCCCAGAUCCUCAUUUCAAAGAGAAGAACCAUAGGCGUAGAGUGAUUAGUCAGCACUUGUUAGAUGAGUAUGCUUAUGUUCUUAGAGUUGGCGGGAUUAUAUACACAAUUACAGAUGUAGAAGAACUUGGAGAUUGGAUGAAGGCUCGUCUGGAAGGCCACCCCAUGUUUGAGGCCCUGACAGAGGAAGAGCUUGAAGCAGAUCCAAUCACAAAGCUCUUGAGUUCUGCAACCGAAGAAGGGCAAAAGGUUGCAAGGAAUGGAGGACAGACCUUUCGAGCCGUUUAUAGACGUAUUGUGCCGGCUUUAUAGUACUAAUUUAAGGACUUGGUACUUCAGCCUUACUGAAUGUAUGGAUGAGUAGCUGAGUAAAGUAAUGGAUUUUUAGAUGGCUUCUCAGAA
Messenger RNA from Carica papaya (papaya), 1126 nucleotides. RefSeq names its product tRNA (guanine-N-7) methyltransferase. The record is from RefSeq and is a predicted model, not a curated record. Lineage: Eukaryota; Viridiplantae; Streptophyta; Magnoliopsida; Brassicales; Caricaceae. Gene Ontology annotation, cellular component: tRNA methyltransferase complex. Gene Ontology annotation, molecular function: tRNA (guanine(46)-N7)-methyltransferase activity. Gene Ontology annotation, biological process: tRNA methylation; RNA (guanine-N7)-methylation.